AUGAACAAGGCAGGAGGGAUGGCAUUGCUAUGGAAAGAGGACUUACGGAUAAAACAAGUGAUCACAACAGCCUUUACUAUUGAAGCUCAGAUUGAGGAUAUGGAAAGCAAGUGUGAUUGGUGGUUUGUAGGUGUCUAUGCCAACAGUGAGGAUCAAGUAAGGAAACAGCAAUGGAAGGUGUUACAGGCGAGGAAAAGAUUGCGGGGAGACAAAUGGUUAAUAGCAGGUGAUUUCAAUGACAUUGUGUCAAAUGAUGAGAAAUGGGGUGGCAACUGGAGGGAGGAGGGUAGCUUCAAGGCAUUCAGGGAUUUCAUUAAUGACAACCAGUUGAUGGAUGUGGGAUUUCAGGGACAUCCAUGGACUUGGUGUAACAAUUGGGAGGGUCCUGGGGAAGUAAAACAAAGACUGGAUAGAGGCUUGUGUAGCUACCCUUGGCUACAAGCUUUUGAGCAGGUCACCUGCAAACAUCAGGAUACAAUUGCAUCUGACCAUAGCAUGCUGAUUUUUGACACCAAGCCAUGUCCAACCAGGAAGAAAAAACGAUUCUAUUUUGAUAAAAGCUGGCUCCAAAGAGAAGAAAUCAAUGACAUUAUCAAACAGGAGCUAAAAACUAGAAACUUUGAGGGCAAGAGGGACGUAAGGAAUGGUCUAAAAAAGAGUUUGAAAGAGGCAUACAGAAAUGAAGAGAUGUACUGGAGUCAAAAAGCUAGAGUGCAAUGGUUAAAGACAGGCGACAAGAAUACAAGCUUCUUCCAUGCUACUGUGGAGGGGGGACGAAAAAGGAAUCGCAUGUUGGAAAUUCAAAGAGAGAAUGGCACCUGGACUAAUGGUGAGAAAGAGCUUGGUGCUGAAGUUGCUGAUUACUAUAAACACCUUUUCUCAGCAUCAGAAACAAGGGAAAUGGAGGAGGUUCUGGAUGGUAUACCACACACGAUCUCAAAUAGUAUGAAUGAAAAUCUAACUAAACCUGUGGGAGAGGAGGAAAUCAGAUCAGCAUUAUUUUCCAUGUAUCCGGAUAAGGCACCAGAUAUGUCUAAAACUUAUGACAGGGUGGAAUGGAGAUUCCUGGAAGCUAUCAUGCAGAAGAUGGGCUUCAAUGACAAAUGGAGGAGCUGGAUCAUGGAAUGCAUUUCAUCAGUUUCAUAUUCGUUCAUGAUCAAUGGAGAGGUGAAGGAGUAUGUAAUACCGCAGAGAGGAAUUAGACAGGGAGACCCACUGUCACCCUAUCUAUUCUUACUUUGCUCUGAAGGAUUCUCCAAUCUCCUCAACAAGAAUGCAACUGAACUCAGAAGACUACUCCAAGUGUAUGAAAGGGGUUUUGGACAGCUCAUCAAUUUUGACAAAUCCUCAGUCAUCUUCAGCCCGAAUCUGGAGAGGGAAUUAAAGUUGGAAAUCUGUCAAGCACUUGGGAAUAUUCAAGUGGCCACCCAAGGUAAAGAGGUGAUGCUCAAAUCAGUGACAAUGGCUAUGCCAACAUAUAUGAUGUCAUGUUUCAAGCUGCCAAAGAAGAUAUGCAAAGAGAUCAAUGCGGUGAUGGCAAACUAUUGGUGGGGAGAGGCAAAUGGAAAGAACAAGUUGCAUUGGAGAUCAUGGAGUAAAAUAUCACUGGAUAGGAAGGAUGGGGGCUUGGGAUUUAAAGAUCUAGCGACAUUCAAUGCAUCUCUACUGGAUAAACAUCAAGGCAAGGUCACCACACUGAAACCACAGGGAUGCAAGCUGGCUAAGGUAGAGGAGCUGAUAAUACACAACAGAUGGAGCCAAAAUCUGAUAUUCAGAAAUUUCAACUCCAAGUAUGCAGAAAGUGUACUAAGCAUUCCCAUAAGCCUAGUCAAUAGAGAGGACAGUAACUACUGGUGUCACACCUCCAAUGGGAAUUACUCGGUGAGAUCAGCUUACAACUUACAAGUUGAUGUCCAGAGGGAACAUGCACAAGAAGCCAGGGAGAGAGCGCUACCGGUAAGGCAACUCAUUUAUGAUAGAACCAAACAAGGUGACCCAACAUGCCGGUUCUGUGGUGAGGAAGGUGAGACCAUAGAGCAUGCGUUGCUUAACUGCAGCCAUGUCAAAUUAGUAUGGAAAAUGUCACCUGUCCAGUGGGAAGGAAUUCAAGACCAGCAGGGUUGCUUCAGUAAGUGGUGGACUACGGUGAUGGAAGCCAGAAUGAGAAGCGAAGGUAGCAAACAUAUCUCCCUAACAGCAAAUAUCCUUUGGCAAAUUUGGAAAAGCAGAAAUGCGAACAAAUUCAAUGCCAAGCAGCACCCUCCUAUGAAAACAAUGCAGACAGCUCAAGAGGAAUGGUUGGAAUAUGAGGAAGUUUUGACAAAAACCUCAAGCAUGAGCACAGGAGAAACAAGAGACUAG
This is a messenger RNA of Coffea arabica (coffee), 2361 nucleotides long. RefSeq lists its product as uncharacterized. The record is from RefSeq and is a predicted model, not a curated record. NCBI's taxonomy places the organism in Eukaryota, Viridiplantae, Streptophyta, Magnoliopsida, Gentianales, Rubiaceae. Gene Ontology annotation, molecular function: catalytic activity.